AUGUUCCGUCGUCCAGUCCUGCUGUCCCAGGCCGUCAGGCCCCUGCGCACGUAUGGUCGGCAGACAGCGCCGCUCAUGAGACGUGCAUAUGCGGAUUACCGCUUCCCGGGCAAGGCCGAGUCGCUCGAGCACAGUCAGGUUUUCAAGAUCAGCCAGGCCAUCCAAAAUGAUCACCGCGAACUGGAACGGUACUACAAAAAGAUUGUCAGCUCCGACGAUCCUGAUGAGAAACUGAGAUACCAGAACAUGCUCAUAUGGGAACUGGCCCGCCACUCGAUUGCCGAGGAACUGGUCGUCUAUCCUGCCAUGGAGAAGGAAAUCACCGAUGGUAAAAGCAUUGCCGAGAAGGAUCACGAGCAGCACCAGGUGGUCAAGGAAGAGCUGUACAAGUUCCAGAAACUGAAGCCUGGAGACGACGAAUUCCAGCCUACGCUGGACAAACUGUGGGAUGACCUCAAACAUCACAUCAAGGAGGAGGAGGAGAGCGACCUCGUUCAGUUGGAGAAAGCGCUGAGUCUCACCGGCUCCAAGGAGCUCAGUCAGAAGUUCGAGCGAACCAAGAUGUUCACCCCGACCCGCUCUCACCCCAGUGCACCCAACAGACCACCUUUCGAGACUGUUGCGGGACUCAUGGCAGCUCCGAUCGAUAAACUAAGAGACUUGUUCACUAAGUUCCCGGAGCAGGAGACGAUCAAGGUCGACAAGACGGAUGGUGCAGGUCAUGGACCUUACUGA
This is a messenger RNA of Anthostomella pinea, 735 nucleotides long. Lineage: Eukaryota; Fungi; Ascomycota; Sordariomycetes; Xylariales; Xylariaceae. The record is from the annotation of a GenBank genome assembly.